Molecule: messenger RNA, 2505 nt
Organism: Synchiropus splendidus (mandarinfish)
Lineage: Eukaryota; Metazoa; Chordata; Actinopteri; Syngnathiformes; Callionymidae
Product: gastrula zinc finger protein XlCGF26.1-like
Exons: 2
Coding region: 302-2158 (618 amino acids)
Source: RefSeq, a predicted model, not a curated record
AGACCAGGCAAUGAUGGGGCUCGUCAGCGAGUCAAAACCCGUUGCCGUUGAUAUAGAAACGGCAAAGCUUGUGGGUUUUCCGAGGUCUUCAUGUGUCACGUGUUCGGUGACUCGCUGGCCCCGCCCGCCUUGGUGACGUUUGUGUUGACGACGUUUUGGGGUGAAGCUUCUGGCUACUUAGAGGAAUCGCCGCCAUUUUCUGCUGCCGAACUGUUGACGUUGCUCUCCGAGCAGCGCUCGUGGAUUCUUCUCUGGACUCAGUAAUAGACGGAAGACGGAACAAAGGGCAGUCCUGCCGAAGAUGGCGGCCCAGAGACCAGAAGGUUCUGCUGAGCCGCAGGAGUGCAGCUCCAUUCUUGACCAGUAUGGACCUCUUCAUAUUAAAGAAGAAGGAGAGGACGAAGACAAUAUCUCCAACUUUUCAUUCGCUCCUGUGGAUGUGAAUAUUGAAGAUGAGGAGCCUCAGAUCAGCACCUUAACUCAAAACUUGAAAACAGAAGCUGAUAAAGACACCUGUGGAGCAUCGGAACCAGCUAACAACUUAGACAAACCUCUCCACUUUGAGAGGUCACCCGCUUCUGAAUAUGACACUGACGACAGUGAAGACUGGAGAGAAACUCAUUCAGAUCUAAACUCUAUGGUGAACCAAAUGGUUCAUGCAAGUGAGGAGAAAGAUGAAAGACAGAGCCUGUUUGUGCACAUGCACAGUGGAGAAAGACCAUUCAGCUGCACCCAGUGUGGUGAACAUUUUACACUGCGACAGAGCCUGAAAAACCACACAAGAAUUUAUACAGGAGAAAAACUCAGACAGGAGCAAAAUAAACACCCUGUAGUAAAACCGUCAAUCUGCACUCUGUGUGGAAAGCAUUUUACACAGAAAGGGAGCCUGAAGGAUCACAUGAGGAUUCACAAUGGUGAAAAGCCAUUCAUCUGUGGUCAGUGUGGCAAGUCUUUUGCACAGAGUGGGAACUUAAGUAAACACAUGAGAUCACACACCGGAGAAAGACCUUUCACCUGUUCUGCGUGUGGCAAAUCUUUCACACGGAGAUACAACCUCAGUUCUCAUAUAAGAGUACACUCUGGAGAAACCCCUUUCAGCUGCUCACAAUGUUGUAAACGUUUUGCACAGAGAGAGCAGCUAAAUAAACACAUGAAAAAUCACACAGAAAAACCAUACAUCUGCUCUUUAUGUGGCAAAUGCUUCACACAGAAAGGGAACCUGGAGGAUCACAUGAGAAUUCACAAUGGCGAGAGACCAUUUGUCUGUGGCCUGUGUGGCAAGUCUUUCACACAGAGAGUGCACGUAAGAGAACACAUGAAAUUACACACCGGAGAAAGAACUUUCAUCUGUUCCACGUGUGGCAAAUCUUUCACACGGAGAUACAACCUUAGUUCUCAUAUGAGAGUCCACUCUGGAGAAACCCCUUUCAGCUGCUCACAGUGUGGUAAAUGUUUUGCACAGAGAGAGCAGUUAAAUAAACACGUGAAAAAUCACACAGAAAAAACAUACAUCUGCUCUCUGUGUGGCAAAUCCUUCACACAGAAAGGGAGCCUAGGCGAUCACAUGAGAAUUCACAAUGGCGAGAGACCUUUCGUCUGUGGCCUGUGUGGUAAAUCCUUUACACAGAAAGGCAACUUGAGUAAACACAUUAAAUUACACACAGGAGAAAGACCUUUUAUCUGCUCCAAAUGUGGCAAGUCUUUCACGCAGAGAUGCUACCUCAAUGCUCACAUGAAAGUCCACUCUGGAGAAGAACCUUUCAAUUGCACAUAUGUGACUAUUCACAAUGGAGAAAAAGCUUUUGUCUGGUCACUGCGUGGCCAAUCUUUCUCACAGGAAGCAAGCAUUAAGGAUCACAUGAAAAGAUGUGCUGGAGAAAAGCCCCAUAUUUGUCCUCAAUGUGGUAAAUGUUUUAAACUGAGAGAGUACCUGGACAAACACUUGAAAAACCACACUGGAAAUAAGCCUUUCGUCUGCUCUAUCUGUAGCAAAUGUUUCACACAGAAAGGAAGCCUGAGUGAUCACAUGAGAAUUCACAAUGGUGAAAGACCUUUCAUCUGCUCUCACUGUGGCAAAUGUUUUACACAGAGAACAAACAUGAAGCGACACUUAAAGAUUCACACUCGUCAGCGAGAUGAGGCAAAGUUGAGCUCUUGAAUUCCGUUGGUGACCAGUACUAUCUGGAGUUGGAGGAUAUCUGUUCCCACCAAUGAAUUUGGACAGCCGCUAACAGGACUUUUGCCCUUUGACCAAACACUGAUCUGUUUUCCAUUAUUCUCUGUAUUGUACCACACGUAGCUCGGUGGUACGUCACCCCACCUCUGAACUGAACUGCGCGAUCAAGAGAACUGAUGCUGACAGGAAGUCACAUCAGCAGGUUCCUCUGAGUUUCUUGAAAUACGCUUUGCAGAUCGUUCUAUUAAUCUUUAGCUCAAUGUUUUCGGGUUGAUUUCAAUAGUAAUAAUAUGUCACUGAUUUAAUGGUGUUUUUAACUUUUACUAAAA